Lutra lutra (Eurasian river otter) is the source of this 4563-nucleotide messenger RNA. RefSeq names its product CD55 molecule (Cromer blood group) (gene CD55). The transcript is spliced from 9 exons. The record is from RefSeq and is a predicted model, not a curated record. The coding region runs from base 148 to 2079 and encodes 643 amino acids. NCBI's taxonomy places the organism in Eukaryota, Metazoa, Chordata, Mammalia, Carnivora, Mustelidae.
CCUCGCCCCACCCUUUGUGAUUCACAGCCCCAGCCCUGCCCAGGCGCUAAUUUAACUCGCCUGGCGGAACAGCUCGGCGCUGCGGCUACUUACCGCUCCUUGCUGGAGCGAGCUUCCACUUAACUCCGGUCCCGGUCCCCGUGCGCCAUGUGCCUCCUCGGCGGGCUGAUCGCCCCGCCGCUGCUGCUGCUGCCGCUGCUGCUGCUGUGUCCGCCUGCGGCGCAGGGUGACUGCAGCUUUCCCCCAGAGGUACCUAAUGCCAUACAAACUGUGGGUGACCUCCAGAGUUUUCCUGAAAGAACCACAGUAACAUACAAAUGUAAAGAAGGCUUUGUAAAGGUUCCUGGCAAGGCAGACUCCGUGGUCUGUCUCAACAAUAAAUGGUCAGAGGUGGCCGAAUUUUGUAACCGUAGCUGUGACGUUCCAACCAGGCUACAAUUUGCAUCUCUCAAAAAGUCUUUCACCAAACAGAAUUAUUUCCCAGUGGGUUCCAUUGUGGAAUAUGAAUGCCGACCUGGCUACCAAAGGGACCGUCUUCUCUCAGGAAAACUAACUUGCCUUCCGAAUUUUACAUGGUCCAAACCCGAUGAAUUUUGUAAAAGAAAAUCAUGUCCUAAUCCUGGAGAUUUAAGACAUGGUCAUGUCAGCAUUCCAACUGACAUAUUGUAUGCUGCAGUUAUCCACUUCUCGUGUAACAAGGGGUACAGGUUAGUCGGUGCACCUUCUAGUUACUGUUCCAUUGUAGAUGACGAUGUUGGAUGGAGUGAUCCAUUACCUGAAUGCCAAGAAAUUUUUUGUCCGGAACCACCAAAAAUUAGCAACGGAGUCAUUCUAGAUCCACAGAACACUUAUGUGUAUCAACAGGCUGUAAGAUAUGCAUGUAUAAAAGGCUUCACCCUGAUCGGAGAGGACUCUAUUUAUUGUACUGUUAAGGGUGACCAAGGAGAAUGGAGUGGCCCACUGCCUGAAUGCAAAGGUUCUCAGAUUUCUGCAGUCAUACCAGCAUCAGAGACACCCACCACAGUAAAGGCAUCAGCUACAAAGCCCACAUCAGCUCCUCAGAAACCCACCACAGGGAAUGUUCCAGGUACCGAAGCUAUAUCAACUCCUCAGAAACCCACUACAGCGGAUGUUUCAGGUACCAAAGUCCCAUCAGCUCCUCAGAAACCCACCACCAUAAAUGCUCCAGCUACAAAGUCCCCAUCAGCUCUUCAGAAAUCCAACACAGUAAAUGUUCCAGCUACAGAAGUCCCAUCAACUCAGAAACCUGACACAAUAAGUUCUUCAGCUACAGAAGCCCCACCAGCUCCUCAGAAACCCAGCACAGUAUAUGUUUCAGCUACAAAGACCCCACCAACUUCUCAGAAACCCAACACAAUAAAUUCUUCAGCUACAGAAGCCCCAUCAGCUCCUCAGAAACCCAACACAAUAAAUGUUUCAGCUACAAAGACCCCCUCAACUCCUCAGAAACCUGACACAAUUAAUUCUUCAGCUGCAGAAGCCCUACCAAUUCCUCAGAAACCCAACACAGUAAAUGUUUCAGCUACAAAGGCCCCAUCAAUUCCUCAGAAACCCAAUACAGUACGUGUUUCAGCUACAAAGGUCCCAUUAACUCCUCAGAAACCUGACACAAUAAGUUCUUCAGCAGCAGAAGCCCUACCAACUCCUCAGAAUCCCAACACAGUACAUGUUUCAGCUACAAAGACCCCCUCAACUUCUCAGAAACCCACCACAGCAAAAGAUUCAGCCACAGCCAAAAAAUCCCCCAUAUCAAAUGCUCUAUCUACAGAGACCCCACCAGCAGCCCAGAAUCCCAUCAUGGCAAACGCGUCUGCUACACAGACCAUGCCAGCAACCCAUAGAUCCUCCACAGCAAAAGCUUCAUUUACACAGAGUCUUCCAGCAACACGAAAGUCCACUGCUAUACAUGCCCCAGUGACUAAGGGUCUCCAUACAACAAAAAGAUUGACCUCUGCUCGUAUUACAGCAAAACAGAGUUCAGCAACUCCCAGGACAACCAGCGCACCUCCCGGAAGAGGGACCCUCUCUUCAGAUGCUGCCAUCAUUGCAGUUGGAUGAACUUAAAUCCCACUGUAAAGGGACUUCAAUUAUCUACAAGUUAUUCAAAGUUAAGAAAUCAGACAACAUAAUCAUCUCCUUUUUCACUGAUUCUGCUUAGGCUGGCAAGCAAAGCAUAAAAUACAGAGACAAAGAAAAUCCAAUGAUAAUAACAAAACCCUUCAAGGGUCCUAUGGAUGUUGCCAAGGAAGUGGUGUUGAAUUCUGAAUUGUAAAUCUGAAAAUGUAAGGUUUACUGAAGCACAUUCUUUUUCCUUCUAUAAAAGUCUCUUUCCGGUGUGACUUCACCAGUGCAUAGACCUCAGUUCCUUUAUUCUGUUAUGUUAAAUAGUAUUAUAAGGAAGAACAACCUAUUAACAGUGUUUUUAAUUUUGUAUAUGAACAGCAUUUCCACUUUAUUAAGUAUGUAAGUGAGACCUUUUGAAGUGACUGGACAAACCCACAUUUCUUCAAAAAUAGAUUCCUUAAUUAAUACCAGAUCCUAUAUAUGGAAUUCUGACUCAGUUUCUUCAGGAAUGGAGAUGAUACUGUAUAUAUUAAUGUAAUACCCAUCUAAUAUAAAUCAUAUUCAAAUAACCUCAGGUAUUUUUCUUGAGCAUACUAUGAAUUAAAAUUCUGACCAGAACCUGGGAUUAGAAAUCAGUUUUGUCUGUUGAUAAACGAUUCGAUGUAUCCUUUUUUGAUCUCAGUUUUUUUAUCUGCAAAAAGAAGAUCAUUUGACACAAUUUAAUAAAUAUUUUCUAAACACAUCCUACUAUUUGUCAGGUACUGUGCUAGUUAUUGGAGUAAUGAGAUACAGGGUGACAAACUACAUUACAGUGUCUUAAAUACUGUAAAUAUAAUGAGAAAUAUUGUUAAAAUAAUCCUUUUAUUUAGAGAAACCCAUUUUCUAAAAUUAUAUAAUUUUCCUACCUAAAAGCUCAUUAGUUAACAAUUAAGAACAUUGAUAUCAUAGUCAUAAUUUCAUUGUGUCAUUUAUCCUGAGUUAUAAGUCUUAAAUUGGCACUAAUAUACACUUGGGUUCAUUUUCCAUAGGUACCAAGAGAAUUUUGAGAUCAUAACUAUUGCCUCUAUACUUUAAAGUCUUUUUUAUUUAUAAUUUGGGAAGUAAUACUCCUAUUAGUUACUGAGGAACCAUUUAUGUAGAAUCCGUUUUUCAUAUUUCUGUAUUUUGAUCUAGUUUCCUGUGAAAACAUCAGUCUCUGCACACAUUCUUCUAGAAUUACAUGUAUGUGCUUGUCGGUGUUCUAAGAAUACGAUUUUGGUUCUACCAUCUGUAUAUUCUGGAUCACUUUAAAAUUUUCUAUCUUCAUUUAUCAUUCAACUUGAAAAUGGGAUGGUUUUACAACCAUUGAAAAUGGUGGAGUUAAUGGAAGUGCCAAAGGGAAAAGAAACCCCAAAUUUUUGAGGAGCCAUGAUUUAUUUUAUGAAUGAAUUAUUCCAAAACAACUAUAUGGUGCUAGGGGAUCCAUUAAAGAAAUUGAUUGUGUAAAAUACUGUAAAAACUUACCUGUGGUAGAAAUAGGUGUUUUGUUGAAUCACGUAUCCAUACGACAGUGCAAUUGUGUGACUUGAGCGUUUUGCUGAUUUGGAACCAAUUUGUGAUUUGGUCACAUUAGUUUCGGUUGCUUUCCUAGUGUCCUCUCUAAUUUCCUUUGCGAUACAGAUCAAAAGAAUAGAGCUCAAGGGCAUUGCAGGGUGGAGUAGGGGGGAAAAGGGAACCAAGAAUGGUAUUAGGGCACACAGGUGGUUUGGAGAAGAAAGAUUGUGUGUAAAAAUCAAACUAUAAAAAUUACUGUUGACCAACUUAUUUGACUAAAUUAUUUUUCUGUCAUGAAACUCAAAAUAGUGCAUUUAAACUCAAAAGGAAGUAUUAGCUUUCCUAAGUGAAGUUGUAUCUACAACAGGCUGAACACUGAAGAGCAUAUUCUAUAAGUGACAUAAAUAUGUUUUAGCCUCCAUGCACAGGUGAUAUUACCUUUCCUGUGAUGGGGAAAUGCCUACAGCUCUUACCUUUACUAGGAACAAAGUAAAUGGCCUUCCCAUUACCCACAUAGAUAGCCCUUACCUCUCUGAGACUCAGUUUACUCAUCUACACAAUGUGAGUGAACUCCUAGACACCGUCUAGUGCUAAAAUUACGUAACACAGUCAUCAUGUUGACACGACCAAUGAUCAAGCAUUUACAAUCGAGCAUGGUGAGGAUGAAACACUUUGGAACCUUCUCCAGUAGGUUAACCACAUCCUAUUUGAGUAUGGUGGUACUUUAAAUAUUUUAUUUCCUUUUUCUUUGAAUGAAAGCAGGAUAAGUAGCAUGCAAUUUUCGCUGUCAAACUUGUGACAUAAGAAAGCCACAUACAAAAUGUAACUUGUGUCUCCUGUUUUUCUUUAACUUGGCUCAUAAAAGGUGUGUUUGUCAUUGUGAGACUGCAUUAUGUAUGUACUUGCUCGUGUUUCUAUUAACUGUGUUACCACAUUUUUUCCUCC